Messenger RNA from Emericellopsis atlantica, 357 nucleotides. RefSeq names its product autophagy protein Atg8 ubiquitin like protein. Gene Ontology annotation, molecular function: phosphatidylethanolamine binding. Gene Ontology annotation, cellular component: cytosol; autophagosome; fungal-type vacuole membrane. Gene Ontology annotation, biological process: macroautophagy; cellular response to nitrogen starvation. The coding region runs from base 1 to 357 and encodes 118 amino acids. Lineage: Eukaryota; Fungi; Ascomycota; Sordariomycetes; Hypocreales; Bionectriaceae. The record is from RefSeq and is a predicted model, not a curated record. The transcript has 3 exons.
AUGCGCAGCAAGUUCAAGGACGAGCACCCCUUCGAGAAGCGCAAGGCUGAGGCCGAGCGCAUCCGCCAGAAGUACUCUGACCGCAUUCCCGUCAUCUGCGAGAAGGUCGAGAAGAGCGACAUUGCCACCAUCGACAAGAAGAAGUACCUGGUUCCUUCGGAUCUCACCGUUGGCCAGUUUGUGUACGUCAUCCGCAAGCGCAUCAAGCUCUCGCCCGAGAAGGCCAUCUUCAUCUUUGUCGAUGAGGUCCUCCCUCCCACAGCUGCUCUGAUGAGCAGCAUUUACGAGGAGCACAAGGACGACGAUGGCUUCCUCUACAUCACUUAUUCAGGCGAGAACACCUUUGGGUCUGCUUAA